Molecule: messenger RNA, 4054 nt
Organism: Hippocampus comes (tiger tail seahorse)
Lineage: Eukaryota; Metazoa; Chordata; Actinopteri; Syngnathiformes; Syngnathidae
Gene: stt3b
Product: STT3 oligosaccharyltransferase complex catalytic subunit B
Exons: 16
Coding region: 264-2678 (804 amino acids)
Biological process (GO): post-translational protein modification
Cellular component (GO): membrane
Molecular function (GO): dolichyl-diphosphooligosaccharide-protein glycotransferase activity
Source: RefSeq, a predicted model, not a curated record
UCUCGUCUUCCUCUUUCCACCGGUGCUCUCGUGUGGAGAGUCGUGUGGAUUCACUGUUGCGGUUUCGGUGCGUCGCAGGCGUGUGCAUCACGCAAUGUAACGGCCACCAGUCACAAUCUCAUUUUGAAAAACAUUGAUAAAGUCCUAGGUAGGCGGCGGCCAACGAGGAAACCAAGGGAACGUAGAACAGCGCGGAGCGGAGGGAGAUUCGGUAGUUUUUGCUGGAGGGGACUCUAGCAAACCGACCGACACCACGCGCAGAAAUGGCGGAACACCACGCAGUCAGCGACGGCAAGCACAAAGCGUCCGCUAAUGCCGGCAGCUCGGUACACGGGAAUAGCCGAGCCGGCGCCGCGGGUGCAGCGGGCGGCAGAGGAGGCCUGUCGGGCGGACUGACACAGCCGGCGGGGUGGCAGUCGUUACUCUCGUUUAGCAUUCUCUUUCUGGCCUGCCUCGCAGGAUUCAGCUCCAGACUUUUCGCCGUGAUUCGGUUCGAGAGCAUCAUCCACGAGUUCGACCCGUGGUUCAACUACAGAUCGACGCAUCAUCUGGCAACCAAUGGUUUCUACGAGUUUCUCAACUGGUUUGACGAAAGAGCCUGGUACCCGUUGGGAAGGAUUGUCGGCGGCACAGUCUAUCCCGGUUUAAUGGUGACUGCGGGACUCAUCCACUACGUGCUCAACUUGCUUCACAUUACGGUCCACAUCCGCGACGUGUGCGUCUUUCUGGCGCCGGUGUUCAGCGGUCUCACGGCGAUCUCCACCUUCCUGCUGACACGGGAGCUGUGGAACCAGGGCGCGGGGCUGCUGGCGGCCUGCUUCAUCGCCAUCGUCCCCGGCUACAUCUCCCGCUCGGUCGCCGGCUCCUUUGACAAUGAGGGCAUUGCCAUCUUUGCCCUGCAGUUCACCUACUACCUCUGGGUGAAAUCUGUGAAGACAGGCUCUGUUUUCUGGACAAUUGGCUGUUGCCUCUGCUAUUUUUAUAUGGUGUCGGCAUGGGGCGGCUACGUGUUUAUCAUCAACCUGAUUCCCCUCCACGUGUUUGUGCUGCUGCUGAUGCAACGUUACAGCCGACGAGUCUACAUCGCUUACAGCACCUUCUACAUUGUUGGUCUUGUACUAUCAAUGCAGAUUCCAUUUGUCGGCUUCCAGCCCAUCAGGACCAGUGAGCAUAUGGCUGCCGCCGGUGUGUUUGCACUACUUCAAGCGUAUGCCUUCCUGCAAUACUUGAGAGACAGACUGACCAGACAAGAAUUCCAGACGCUCUUCUUCCUCGGCGUUUCGCUCGCCGCCGGCGUGGUCUUCCUCACCGUGAUAUAUCUCACGUACACAGGAUACAUCGCUCCAUGGAGCGGGCGUUUCUACUCGCUCUGGGACACUGGCUACGCCAAGAUCCACAUCCCCAUUAUCGCAUCAGUGUCGGAGCACCAGCCGACAACGUGGGUCUCCUUCUUCUUCGAUCUUCACAUCCUGGUGUGCACGUUCCCGGCGGGCCUCUGGUUCUGCAUCAAGAACAUAAAUGAUGAGCGAGUGUUUGUGGCCCUGUACGCCAUCAGCGCGGUGUACUUCGCCGGCGUGAUGGUGCGUCUCAUGCUGACGCUGACGCCGGUGGUGUGCAUGCUGUCGGCCGUGGCUUUCUCCAGCGUCUUUGAACACUACAUGGGAGAUGACACCAAGCGGGAGAAACCCCCCGCCGAAGACAGCAGCGACGAGGACGACAAGAGGAAUUCGGGCAAUCUCUACGAUAAGGCUGGCAAGGUACGCAAGCACGUGUCCGAGCAGGAGAAAGCGGAAGAAGGCCUGGGUCCCAACAUCAAGUCCAUCGUCACCAUGCUGAUGUUGAUGCUCCUGAUGAUGUUUGCCGUCCACUGCACCUGGGUCACCAGCAACGCUUACUCCAGCCCCAGCGUGGUGCUGGCCUCCUACAACCACGACGGGUCACGUAACAUCCUGGACGACUUCAGGGAGGCCUACUACUGGCUGAGGCAGAACACGGACGAGCACGCGCGCGUCAUGUCGUGGUGGGACUACGGGUAUCAAAUUGCGGGGAUGGCCAACAGGACGACGCUCGUCGACAACAACACGUGGAACAAUAGUCACAUCGCGCUGGUGGGCAAGGCCAUGUCUUCCAAUGAAAGCGCAGCUUACAAAAUCAUGCGGUCCCUGGACGUGGACUACGUGCUGAUUAUUUUCGGCGGCGUCAUCGGCUACUCGGGCGACGACAUCAACAAGUUCCUGUGGAUGGUGAGGAUAGCGGAAGGGGAGCACCCAAAGGACAUCAGGGAAAGUGACUACUUCACCCCUCAGGGAGAGUUCAGAGUGGACAAGGCCGGUUCACCCACUCUGCUCAACUGCCUCAUGUACAAGAUGUCCUACUAUCGAUUUGGCGAAAUGCAGCUGGACUUUCGAACGCCGCCGGGCUUCGACCGGACGCGCAACGCCGAGAUCGGGAACAAGGAUAUCAAAUUCAAGCACCUGGAGGAGGCCUUCACCUCCGAGCACUGGCUGGUCAGGAUCUACAAGGUCAAGAACCUUGGCAACAGGGAGCCGCUCGACCACAAGCCUCGCACCGUGGUGCCCAAACAGAAGUACACGUCCAAAAAGACGGCCAAGAGGAAGCGAGGCUUCGUGAAGAACAAGCUGCUCCUGAAAAAAGGCAAGAAAGUCCAAAAAAAGUAACCCAGACGAACUCUCCUAGGAAAAAAUAAAUAAAAUAGAAUGCGAAGAAACCUCUGACAAACAAUGAAGAGCACCGGGGUGUGGAUUUCUGUGGCACUUGGGCUCAAGCGUUUUUUUCAUCAAGAGCACCCCCGUGCGGCGAGGAAGGUGAAGUGUCAAAUUCUGAUUCUCUCCAGAGAACUGUUGUCCAUUUUAUCUUGGGGGGGGGUACAUUUUGUUUUGCUUCUUUUCUCCACUUUUUUUUCUUUUUUUUUUUUACUUUGUACUUGAAUGUGCGGUGAGGCAUUGGGCUGCUCUGUUGGUUUGUGUCAAUUAAAACAGUUGUGGUACACGAACGAUGUGAUCCUCAGUGCACGUGGUGGGGUGGAGAAGCAGGUUUAGAACGGGGAAGCGGGGGCAGGGCUGGGGGCGGGGGUAGGAACAUUUUCCACCAAAGAGCCGUUGACGUGACCUUUCUCCGUGGCACACGUGAACUCCGGAAGAAGCGAGGAAGUGCUCGGGCCUUGUUCCUGCCACGUGUACACACGAAACGCAUGCGGUAUGGACGGACGUCACCCACCGGUUUGAAUUCACCUUCUUGAUCAUCGUGGCUUCCUCUUCCUUUUCAAAUCAUUUACAAACCAAUUGGCCGCACAUGUAACUGUUGUGUAAAGAUAAUGUCAAAGGUGUAUAAUAUAUUGGAUUCUUGUCGUGAUUUUUUUUUUUAAUACAGAAUCAACAUUGUUUUGUUAUGGAUGUUAUUUUUUUUCUAUAACAGCAAAUAGAUCAGUGAAUGCAAUAAUUCUUGUACAGAGGGCCUUGAGAUUUUGUUAUGGAUGGAAUGAAUGUGAAUUUUUACAAUCCUAACCAUCCCCCCGCCCUCAUAAAUAGCUUAGAUUGUAAAUUUUUGCUGCUCAGGCUUCAAAGUGGCAAAUCAACACAAUGUAAGAAGUCGGGGCCUCAUUAAAUUAAGCCUCCCCUCCAGCAGAGGGAGCUCAAGUUGAACGAGCGAGCCCUCGUGCCUUUCAUUGACUCACAUUUUGAUGUCUUCCCUCGUUAGUUCGUCGUCUAGCGACAGGCGUGGAGGUCUUGCAAACUGAUAAUAACUCGACAUACUGAAAAUGCUGAUAGGAGGAAAAAAAAAAUAUCCGCGUUUCGUUUUUGCCUCGCUCUCCCCAGCUCAUCAGGAAACACACAUAAUCACCUUUGUUUUCCAGUCACUCGUUGCCGUUUCGGGCCACACGAGAAAAUUCCCAACAAUUAUGCAAAGAAGACAAGUAGGACAAGUCCAAAUUUGAUGGUUGUAACAAAAAAAAAAUAAUCUCAAUACAGAGAACUCCAUAUUUGCAAAUUUGUUUUUACGCUGAUGCUUUUAUUAAAUUUUGUUUGACCCUCUC